This is a messenger RNA of Cooperia oncophora, 420 nucleotides long. The record is from the annotation of a GenBank genome assembly. Lineage: Eukaryota; Metazoa; Nematoda; Chromadorea; Rhabditida; Trichostrongylidae.
GCUGAAAACGUGUAUUUACCACGUAAUGGUCACUUUGGUAUUUCUGCGGCGACUGGCGGACUCGCAGAUGAUCACGAUGUUCUCGAUUUCUCUGUCGCUUCGCUUAUUACGGACGGUCGGCCUUCAACUCCUGGUAGUCUUCCACAAGACGAGAAGGCAAAGUAUGAAGAGGAGUUCGAAAAGCAGAUGAAAGAGUUUGAAGCUGAGCGAGCCAAAUUCAAAGAGCAACAUCCAGAUAAAGCUAAGGAAGACGAUGAUUACGACGAAGCAAGGUAUUAUGAGGACGCAACGGUUCGAGAACUGCGCCAGCUCUUCGAGAGUCAGGCGAAAAUGUUCCAAGUGUUGCAACGAGUUGAAGAGAGAGUGCAGCUUUUGUCAGGCGGAGCUGUUCAAACCGGCACAAGCAGGACAAGCUGGUGA